AAGUAAGCAGUUUUUCUGUGGUGUAUAUUUUAGUCGUAUUGGAACCGACGCCCAAACAGGUUCACGUUCACUGUAAAUGCGUGUGUGAAGAGGAAUGUCGAUAGAUAUAAAGAGAGAGCUAGAGCGAGAUGAAAGUAUGGACUUACUGUGAAAUUGUGAUCAUAUUUUUUAAACACUUUUAUCGAAAGUAUUUUCCCUAAAUUUGUUUGACCUUAAUAGAAAUUCGACGAUUUCAACUAGCUUGGAUAAAUUCGUGUGAAUAAGACCAAUUUGCAGAAUAUUAAACAGUGUAAUUAAAAAUAAGGGUCGCAGAUUAUUUUAAAAUCUAUACAAAAAAUACCAAAACCCUUUUAAUACUAUUAAUCAUACGGGAAUGAAGUGGCCAUGAGGAAAAAACAUGUUAAUAAUAAACAUUAAGAAAAAAAAACUCACGUUAAUAUCAGCAAUAUCAGUUUCUGAUCGGCAUAUAUCAAAACAUGCUGGCAAUAUUCUGUUUGAAAGGUCAGCUAAGUUAUGGUUUACAUUUUGUUUAAUAUAUUUGCUUACACAGCAAAUAAAUGCUCAAAAAAUGGACGGCCAAAUGUCAAAUUCAAAAAUAAUAAAUAGUAAUUACAAAAUCAAUAGCAAUACAAAUAUCAAACAUAGACAUCAAGAAAGUGAAGAUCCCCCAGAGGAAAUACUCAGCCACAUAAAGAAAUUAAAACCAAAAUGUUACAUUUUUCAAAAAGCCAAAAUAAACCACCUAAUACUAGUUCAAAUAAUUAUAGUCUGAUUAUUCUAAGACCGUCUUCGAAUACAUAUCGCAGAAGUAAUGCUAUAAUACCUAGAAAAUCCAGAGAUAUUCCAAAAGUUAACAAUAAAAAGUCAACCAAAAUUGAUGAAAUUAAACUUAGGCGCUUAGUUCUAAAGGGCCUUGGAAUGAAGAAGAUGCCAGAUAUGACAAAGGUUAAUAUAAGCCAAGUUGAGUACUCGAACAAAUACAUAGAAUACCUAGAUCGUUUGAGAAGUAAUCAUGAAAAUUCGGAGUACUCCUUAAAUAGCCAAAUGGUAGAGUCUUCUAUAAGUGACUUGCACUUAUUUAGUAUCGUUACUAACAGAUUCAAUGACAUAAGCCACAAACGAUGGCGGCACAGGAGAUCACUUGAUGCCAGAAAAUCCAUGACGAACAUUCUCCUGCACUUUCCUUUGUCAAAUAUUAAGGAACAGAAAUUGCAACAUAAUAAAAUUGAUGAGGCGAAUGUGAGGUUAAUGAUCCUUUAUAGCUCUUCUCUGGCAAAGGUAAACAAUUCGCAUCGCAAACACAAUAAUAAAAAAGAAAGUUAUGAUAAGAAUUGUAAUUUUGAUAAGCCUAAAGGGAGAAGAGUCCCACAAAACCGUCAGAUAAACCUUAAAGUUUAUCAACUUCUUUCGUCGAAUCGAAGAAGACUGCUGACGUCGCGAAAAAUCCAAUUCGAGAAUAUCAAUUAUGAGGAGACUCGAACCCAAUGGCUGGAGUUCGAUGUGACGAGAGCGGUAAGGGAUUGGUUAAGCAAAGCCCAUCCUAAUUUGGGGAUUGAAAUUCAGUGUGAUCGAUGUAAGACUCUGGGUGUCCGUGUACUGAGCGACACUAACCCUACGGCUCAAAAAUCCUCUACAGGGGAUGAAGAACUUUUUAAUCUAAUGCCAGUUUUAAAUAUAAUUGGCCAUGGAGCUAUGCAAUCGGAUUCGAAAGUCCACCACAUAACACUGACACACAACAAAAGCGAUCAUGAUCCAUACGUGCAUCAUAACACCCGGUGGGGGGAACCCGUUAAAUGGAACAAUUCAUGCUACAAACUACACCAAAGAUGCUGUCGCAAUCAAUUGGAUGUGGCCUUUAAAGAUAUUAAGGGUUUUGAGUUUAUAUUGCAACCAAAAGUAUUCGAUGCGGGGUAUUGCCACGGACGUUGCCCGCCACGUCAUAAUCCUGCCCAUCACCAUGCUCUGUUGCAGAGUUUAAUAUGGCAGGAGGAUCAUAGUCGAGCUCCACGGCCAUGUUGUGCUCCCUCCAAGCUGGAAAUGCUCGAAAUAUUGCAUAUUGAUGAAAAUCAUAGCGAUAAGCUCAAGAUUUCCACCUGGAGUGAUAUGCAGAUUGUUGAAUGUGCCUGUUCCUGAGGCUUUCUAUUCUAAUUCUAAUUAGAGAUGGUUCUUUAUACGUUUCUA
Molecule: messenger RNA, 2181 nt
Organism: Drosophila serrata
Lineage: Eukaryota; Metazoa; Arthropoda; Insecta; Diptera; Drosophilidae
Gene: mav
Product: TGF-beta domain-containing family member maverick
Cellular component (GO): extracellular region
Molecular function (GO): cytokine activity; growth factor activity
Source: RefSeq, a predicted model, not a curated record